AAUUGCCUCAUUCACCACUACCAGGUCUGUAGUUGUAAUAUCGCGUAGUGGAGCAUAGGUAAAUCUAUCACAUGAUUGCUGCGGUCGCUCUGUGCUCCGCGUCUCUUCCUGAGCGAAAGGCAGCAGCAGCAGCAGCAGCAGCAGCAGCAGGAGCCGCAGCGGCAGCCCGGGUUUCAUGUAAACACGCCGCGCUCAGGGCUUUGUUUCACAUACACAUUCACACACAUACACACACACACACAUACACACACUCACUCACUCAUACAUACAUACACACACACCGCUGGUAUCCCCCUUCUAGUCAUGCCAUGGAUAUUUUGUGGCAAUACCAGUUCAGGAUCAUUUUACUCGGGGAUUCGACCGUGGGGAAGUCGUCGUUGCUGAAGCGCUUCACGGAUGGUAUUUACAGUGAUGUGGCGGAUCCGACUGUCGGGGUAGAUUUUUACGCCCGCUCGCUUGAUAUCGAGCCCGGGGUGAAAAUAAAGCUUCAGCUCUGGGACACCGCUGGCCAGGAACGAUUCAGGUCCAUCACGACAUCAUAUUACCGCAACUCGGUGGGCGGGCUGCUAGUUUUUGAUCUCACCAAUCGCAAAACCUUUGACCAUGUGAGGGAGUGGCACAAGGAGGUGAGUGAGCACAUCCUGCCUCACCACAUGGUCUACAUCCUCAUCGGCCACAAGAGCGACCUCAACAAGGACCGCAAGGUGACCCGGGACGAGGCGGAGCAGCUGGCGGCAGAUCUGGGCAUCCGCUACGUGGAGACGUCGGCCAAGUGCAACAGCAACGUGGACCGGGCCUUUGAGCUGCUGACCAGAGACAUCUAUGAGCUGAUGAAGAUGGGGGAGAUCGUCACCCGCGACGGCUGGGAUGGCGUGAAGAGCGGUCUCACUGCCAAGGUCCUCUACCCCACCGAGGACGAAGAGGAGCUAGCCACCGCGUCUGCCGAAAAAGGCUGCCACUGCUAACUGAGAACUCUGUGUCCACACACUGUCCUGUCUCACUAAGAGCUUGCCUCGUCUCACAGCUGUCCAUUAGAAAACAAGUCACUCAGGCUCAGCACCCUGUGAUAUCAUCACCCAUCACUCCUUCACCUUUGUGCUUCGUGCCCUCUCUGUGUGUGGGACAGCUGGGAUUGUUUUCCAACAGGGGGCUUGUGUACAUCCUGAUGUGUGUCUUAUAAACAAGUUGUAUCUCUAAAUCCAUACGGUGUAGCAUGAGCCAAGCUGUUUUUUGGCCUUGUUAGGUUCGGAAACCGCAGACAGCAUGCAGAGGUGAUCAGGUCUUGGGACUGAGAGUGUAGCCAAUAGUCCUUUUUCAGGUACAGGUGUUCAAGGUACAGGUAAAUCCAUGGACUGUGGCAUACCGUGGUCUGGCAUCACUCUCAUUUCAUACGGCACUGUUGUGGGUUUAUAACUGUCAAAGUUUGUGCAAUGCUUUGCCUGCAAUCCUGUGUGACUGUAAUAUUGUAAAUAAUAGUGAACUCUAUAGAAAUGAAAGCUAAAAGGUCACUAAAAGCUAUUUAAAUGAUAGUGUGAACAGACACAGUGCACUCUACAAUAAGUGUCACCAUUUGAAAUCAAUGUGCUCCUCCUGCUACUGUAAGCUGUACGUGCACUUACGCCAAACUGACUUCAAUCUUUGAUCAUUCUGUGAAUACAUGAGUAAUGUUUUUGUAAAAAAAAAAAAAAGAAGAAGAUAGAGAAUACUUCUAGUUAAGGUGUAUACAUAAAGAUAGGAUACUGUAACUAUGGUAAGUCCAAUUUAGGUUUGUAUUAUACUGUAGCAUCAACAGGAGCAAGACAUCAAGUAGAGAUUCAUCUCUCAGUCAUCAGACCUUUAAUUAUGCCGUCAGCAAUAGUAAAGAUGUGUUUGAUUAGAAACAAAAAGGAGUUUGAGUUUCACCUGCAGCUUAGGCAAACAGCUACUUCCUUCAUUCGAAGCUCAAUGCACAAAAAUAAUAUUACAUUCAGGCCUGAGGAUGUGUUGCUUAGUUUAUGUUUCAUUCCAGAAGUAUCAGUGAGUAGGAAAUGUUGGUUUAAGUCUGGAGGAAAGUCGUCUGGCUUCCAAGCGGAAAACCCGGAGCAAGAUUUGUCAAAACCUGAGGAUGCCACAUUAACAUGGCACUGCAAAAGCUAACGCAGCAGUCCAGCAAACCACGUGAAACCCUGACACCCGGUUUGGGUUUUGACAGUUCCCCCUUUCAGCCUGCUCGACAGGGCCUUAAAAUAAUUGUUCUACAUUUUGGGAAAUUCUUUUUCUUUCUAAAAGUUAGAUGAGAAAAUUUAAUGUUAGUGUAAUGUCUGUGUGUUAAGUAGGGAACUAGAUCAAGGAGGCAAUUAGCCUAGCUUAGCCUAAAGUAGGUGUAAACAGCUAGCCUUGCUCUCUCCAGCCACUUCUGAGUGAUAUCACCAUGUGUGGUAAAUUUGUUAAGACAUUAAGACGCCUGUGCUCACCAACUGCAUCUUGCAUCCUGCUAGUCAGAGAUGUACCGAGUCAGGCUAGCUAUUUUCCCCCUGCCUCUUCAUGCUAAGCUAGGCUAGUCGCCCCCUGGCUCUAGCUCUGUACUUAAUGCACAGACAAGGUUUCUAUCUUAUCGGCUAACCCUCAGACCCAAAGUAUAGAACUAUUUCUUUAAAGUGCUUGUUCUUAAUCAUGGAAAUCUGACAGAAGUGAUCACUUACAGUAGAUCAGCUGACUUUCAAGGAGCAGGAUUUUCAUCAACCUAAAUACUCAAGUGUAAAGCUGUUGUUUAAGUUGCUGAAAUUCUUUUCUCAACUAAGUAACGUUGACAUACCAUUGACAAAACUUUAGCAGCUGUAAUUGGAGCCUGUGACGGUCAGCUUGCCGUUCUUAGCAGUAAGAUGUAUUUAUGAUGAAUGCAUGUCUGUGCACAUGACUUACACCGCACAUGGUGGCAGUAACUACCUUUAACACAGAGGAUCAUGUACGCUUUCAAGUCUCCAGAGUCUUUUGACUUGCAGAGCCCAUUAAUCUGUUGUUUACCAGCCCGGAGGGUAAAAUAGACGACAGUACACUUACCCUGGGAGCUCACCUCUCCUCGCACCAGUCACUCAAUCACCUUUCACCAGCAUCUCAUGACAAACAAACAAAAAAAAAAAAAACCUGUUCACAUACACGUGUAAACAGCAAGAGAUUAUGCAUUGUGCAGUUUUUACUUUGCAUUCAUGUGAUCGAGCUUACCUACAUUUUUUCUAUGAGUUGAUAAAUGCUGGAUCUAGUAAACAUACUGUACGGUAUGUGGUUGCAGCUUAGUAUUCGGUAAGGAAUGUAUUGUAAAACAUUUGCACCAACCCCUUUAUUUUUUACUUUUCUGUACAGAAUCAAACUGUAUUCUCUCUGGAAACCACCACAUGUUAUAGCCAGGUUUAAGUACAGUGUAUUAUAUACGGUAUAAAUGUUUUUUUGUUCGUUGACAAUCAGACUUUAACAUUUCAUGUUCAUGGUGAAGGUGAGGACUUCAUCACAGGGGUGCUAUGCCUUGCAAUCGAGUUUAAACGUCCAUCCGAAAUCACCGUUUGACAGCCAGUCUGACUGUGUUUAAUACAACUACCUUCCUCACUUUUGUCUCUCAUGUAAACAGGGUUAAAUUGUAUGAUAUUGUUUGAAUGUGUAUGUGAAGAGCAAACUGUUCUCCUAUGAGCAUGAGUACCAUUCGUGAGCACUGCACUGAACAGUGUGGAACUGGCAGCCUCAGAGUGUUGAAAGCACGGGUUAAAUUUAAAGGACAAUACUGAAAGACAAGAAGAAAAAUUUUGAAUUUUUGAAGGACUCAUUAUCUGUGCUUAUUUCUCAUCGGCUGGUAGCAGACGCCUCUAUAUCCACCAAUGGUAAACAGUUAAAAAUCUAGACUACAUCUGCAGCUCCAUUUGUAACCUUACAAACUACAUAACAGUGACCAUUGUGAGUAAUGAUGAUGAUGAUUAUGAUGAUGAUGGUGGCCAGAACCAAUCUUCAGUCCACAUCCAGCCUCUCUCUUACUGAAAUCUAAAAAGGAGUAGCUCAACAUAUCUGGAAAUAUGCUUAUUCCCUUUCAUUUUUAAGAGUCAGAUGAGGUUUGACACCACUAUCUUAAAUCAUAUUGAUAUCAAUCUUCUUAUCUCACUCAGAGAGACUGUGAAUAUGAUUAAAAUCCUCCCGAAAUGCUGAACUGUGCCGUUAAUAAUAUUGUGUUAUCCACUGGAAUGAUAAACCAGCCCUGCACUGAUAGGGCUUCAGUACCAGAAAACAUCAGCAGCUGUGAGGCCUGCAGGAUGGUACAUAGCAAAAACCUGUACAGCUUCUGAGCCCCAUGGUCACAUUUCACAGCUUUAUCGAAUAAAUGUUAUUUAUUUUAUAUAUUCUGUAGAAGGGAUUCGCUUAUUUGAUGUGAUUUUAUUGAUUGGUUAAAAAAAAUAAAUAGAUGUCCAAUGAAUAAA
Seriola aureovittata is the source of this 4436-nucleotide messenger RNA. RefSeq names its product RAB42, member RAS oncogene family a (gene rab42a). Gene Ontology annotation, biological process: Rab protein signal transduction. Bases 72 to 965 code for a protein of 297 amino acids. Lineage: Eukaryota; Metazoa; Chordata; Actinopteri; Carangiformes; Carangidae. The transcript is spliced from 2 exons. The record is from RefSeq and is a predicted model, not a curated record. Gene Ontology annotation, cellular component: Golgi membrane. Gene Ontology annotation, molecular function: GTP binding; GTPase activity.